Lactuca virosa is the source of this 984-nucleotide messenger RNA. NCBI's taxonomy places the organism in Eukaryota, Viridiplantae, Streptophyta, Magnoliopsida, Asterales, Asteraceae. The record is from the annotation of a GenBank genome assembly.
AUGAAUCCUUGUGUUUUUGUAAUUUUCUCACUUCUCUUGCUACACGCUAAGACUAUAACUUCCAACCAAUUAGGAGGAGGAGAUGAAAAUGGUGUUAUUAUGAGAAAGUAUUCUGAUAAGGAAAGACGUGCUCUUCUUGAUUUCAAAUCUCACCUCCAAGACCCCAAUGAAACUCUCUCUACAUGGAGAGCUGAAGAAGAAAAUUGUUGUAAAUGGAGAGGAGUCACGUGUAACAACCAAAUAGAUCAUGUCACAGGGCUUGAUGUUGAUGGACUUGGUCUUGAAGGUGAGAUUAGCAAUUCAUUGCUUAAUUUAAACAGUUUGAAUCAUCUUGAUCUUUUUGGAAAUUCUUUUCAUGGAACCAUUCCCACCUUCAUUGGUUCCAUGACUCGUUUAAGGUACCUUAACCUUGGUUGGAAUCAAUUGAAUGGAGCCAUUCCCAGGUCCAUUGGUUCCUUGACAGAAUUAAGUGAGCUUUACCUUUCUGGUAACUCCCUUUAUGGAAUCAUUCCUCCAGAGUUUGGAAACCUCACCAACCUGGUUGAUCUUUGGCUUGGAAUUGGAUCUAGAGUUGAGAACCUACAGUGGUUAUCUCAUCUUUCUCAUUUGGAGUUACUUGAAAUGAAUGGGAUUUCUCUAUCCAAACAAAAUUAUUGGGUAGAUGUGAUUUUGAGUCUCCGAAAACUAUCCUUUUUAAGUUUAGAUGGAUGUGAGCUGUCACAUGUCAUGUAUCCAUAUUCUUCUUCAUUUCUCAACUCUUCUUCAUCUAUUGAAUACCUUUCUCUUGGAAACAACAAUCUCAACUCAUCCAUGUAUGGUUGGUUGUUCCCAUUCACCAGCAAUAAGCUUCGCAUUCUUGAUAUCUGUGGCAACAUGUUAUUAAGGAAUGAGAUAUCACGUAUCUUUCAUAUCUGUAUUGUGAUUCAUAUUGUAAAUAAUUGGUCAUAUACAGUUGUAUUUUACCUGUAUCCUUUCCUAGUUUAG